AUGACAAAUAGUGAAGAAAAUAAUUCUUACUCUAAUCCGACUCUUACAAAAAGUGAACAUGAUGAAAAAGUAAACCAUCUCGUUAAAUGGUGUGAUAUAGAAUUAACUAAAAGAGAUUCAUUGGAAAGUCAAAAUGGAGCAGUUGUCGAGGGUACAAAAGCUUUAAUGGAUUUUGAUGAUAUACUGCCGUUAAUAGGAGAAUUUGGAAAAUAUCAAAAGAUCCUGUUUCUUUACAUGAUACCAUUUGAGUUCUUUUUGGUAUUUGUAUAUUUUACACAAAUCUUCUUGACUCUAACACCCGAGCAGCAUUGGUGUGAAGUGCCUGAGUUGGCUAAUUUAACUUUAAAUGAAAGACUUGAACUUGCCAUUCCCUUUGUUGAGGGUUCCUACAGUAAAUGUUAUAUGUAUAAUGUUAACUUUACUGAACAAUUAGAAAAUGGUGUUACUAAGGCUAAUACCUCUUGGCCCACCGUGCCCUGUUCAAACGGUUGGUCUUAUAAUUUUACCGAAAUUCCUUAUACCACCAUUGCUACCGAUUUGAAUUGGGUUUGUGAUGAUGCCGCGAAGGCUACUUAUGCUCAAUCGAUAUUCUUUUUGGGUGCCAUAGUGGGUGGCCUGCUAUUUGGUUGGAUUGCCGAUAAGUUCGGAAGAAUUCCUUCUAUGAUUGCCUGUAAUUUAGUGGGUUGUGUUGCUGGAAUGGCAACAGCUUUUGUGAAGACAUUUUGGGGCUUUGCUUUGAUGCGAUUUUUUAUUGGUUUUGCUUUCGAUAAUUGUUUUGUUAUGAUGUUUAUAUUGGUUAGUGCUGCAGUUUAA
This is a messenger RNA of Lucilia cuprina (Australian sheep blowfly), 813 nucleotides long. Its product is annotated as carcinine transporter-like. The transcript is spliced from 3 exons. The coding region runs from base 1 to 813 and encodes 270 amino acids. The record is from RefSeq and is a predicted model, not a curated record. Gene Ontology annotation, biological process: transmembrane transport. Lineage: Eukaryota; Metazoa; Arthropoda; Insecta; Diptera; Calliphoridae. Gene Ontology annotation, molecular function: transmembrane transporter activity. Gene Ontology annotation, cellular component: membrane.